ACACGCGGGAGACGGGAGCGCGCGCGCCUCCACUGCGGCGCCGCAUCGCCUCAGAACCGGAUUACAAUGAACCGCGGAGACACAACCCGGGGACCACGGUAGAGGAGGACCAGGGAGAGGGAAGCAGUCAGAGGAGGUGAACCAGAGGGACGUGUUGCCGCAGCGUCUCUGCGUAAAGAGCAAUAACAUAAUAAGCUCGUGAGUCGGUGAGAGGAGGAAGCACCACCAGGUGGGCGUCGCCUUGGACCCUCUUCCUACUCCACCCCCCAAGAGGGACCGGCGCUGCACCGCAUGGAGGUUUUCCGGAGGUCUUUCUCGACCGCCUCGGGAGCCGAGUCGCCUCACUGAACUGUUCCUCCUUGUUCUCCGGGAACAAACCCGAGGCCACGGACCUCCUCCUCCUCCUCCUCCUCCUUGUCCUUCUUUUGUUUGAGGAGUCGGUUGUUUUUUAGAUCGAAACCAGGAGCCACAACUUUGAAACGAUCACCAAGUCAUUUACCGUUUGUUCACGUCUAACCGUAUAAAAGUUCUCUGCCACCGCUGCUAUCGUCAUCUCGAAGGCUCGCGGGGUGGGGGUGCCCGUUGCCUGAGUCCUAUCUCCUGAGUCCUAUCUUCUGAGUCCUAUCUCCUUCUUCCAAGUUGUUUCUACGAGAGGAGCCUCUCGCUCUUUGUCCGCUUCCUGUUUCUUCCACGCGAAGGCGCUUGGCCACACGACGGCCGCCAUCUUCCCCUCCUCCACCUUCCAUCCCUUUAUCUUAUCACAGCGACCUCUAAAACGUUUAAAACGAGAUCUUAAAGCCUCUAUCUUUCUAUCUCCAUCGACUAAAAGCCAUACCGACCAUCGACCUUCUAAAGCCUUGCGGCGUUUUGCCGAAGCGAUCAUCGAAAAAUAAAAAAAGGCGUAUCUUCGAUGACGCAAUCGCUCGCGAAGAAGAACCCCGAGUUCGGCGGCGGCAUUUUUUCUUCUUCUACCCGCGUGUUAACGGCAUCGAUCGCGCGUGUUGACGGAUGAAUCCCGACACUUUCAUGUCUGUUCUGUGGGCAGAACCUCGCUGCGCUGCUCGGACCGGGCCCAAGCCCUCCUUCGUUCUCUUCUGUUGGGCCAAACUAAAUUCGGAGCAACGACACUCGCACGAGGGAAUCGAACGGACGUAGGUCCUCCCGCUUAACGAAAGAAAAGAGACGCAAAAAAAGCGAAAGAUUUUUUUUAAUGUGACUCGUUUUUUCCCGCUUCCGAUCACUCUUCUGCGAAUGCCUUGACGAUAUCGACUUUCUUUCUCUUCGCCGUUUUACGACGCUUAGCGUUCGUUUCGCAGCUAGCUAACGUCUGAAUUCGCAUAUUGACCUUUACCGAUUCUCUUCCCGCCGAGAGGAAGAAUUCGUUUUUAACCGCAAAUUGUGAGCAUGAUGUUUUUUUAACAAAAAAGAAAUAAGACAUUUACGUCACAGCUUGUGUGACUGAACAAAGCCGAGAUCUCCGAAGCUGCCGGGCGCCGAGACUCGACUCCAGUAUUUGAGUGGAUUUUUAACAGAGAACCACGUUUUUCACAUAUAUUUUUAACAUCAGCAGGACAACAGAAGUGCCAAAACCCAGACAAGAGAACCUUCGUCUGUUGAAGCGUAUAAAAAAAAAAGAAAAUACAGUUUACAUACAACGCUUGAUAAAUGUUUCCAGAUCACCUAUUCCAUCGCAGUUUCUUAUGUAACUUUCGUGACACGAAAACCCUUUUUGGGUAGGAGAUGCGAGACUCCUACCGUCGGGUCACGUUUAACGAGUUUAGUUUUCUCAUCUUGUUUACAGAAAAUUAAAAACAAAACAAAAAAAACAUCACUGCCUAUUUUGACCGAGAGACUGCAAGACUGUCGUCCGACACCCGCUGCCAUAAAACGAACCACAUUAUUCUAUAUUUAUGAAUCGUCCAUUUCACAGGCAAAACAUUCAAAACCUUUUGAAAGACCUCAAUGUUUACAACUGCUGCUUACGUGAGUGAUUUGUAUCAGGAGAAUUGUUUACAUGAAGCUGAGAGAGUGAAACACCUUCAUGACGCCUCUCCUGAACUGAGUGAACUCUGAGAGACCUUCUGCUCCUGUGCAUCCCGAAAGAGACGUUGUUUUUGUAUGAAUCGAGAGGGCUGCCAUCUUGGAUUCUUUUUUUUAAAACGACUGCUCAAAAACUGAAAAACAAUGACAUCUUGGACUUCGAGGGCGAUGUUUCGCCCGUCCCUCGUCCUCCUUCUUUUCUCCUGCCUCGCCGUCUCCGCGGCCGACUCCGGUACAAAGAGCACCGCCUUGUUCCGCCUGACCGGCUACAAGCCCCCGGUGCCCGCCGGGCCCAAAGUGGCGCCCAAAGCGGCCGAGGUAGUGGAGGACGGCGACGACGACGAAGUGGCGCCGGAGAUGGCCGAGCUCCCUCCGAAGCCCCUCCCUCAGACCAUGUUGCCGAGGAACAUGACGGCCGACGCCCUGAAGCCUCCGCUCGGCGCGGCUCAGGUGGCUCCGCCUCCUCGGAAGCUGGUGGACGUGGACGUGUGCAGGGGCUACUAUGACGUCAUGGGGCAAUUUGACACUACGUUCAACUGCUCCAAGGGCAGCUACAUCUACUGCUGCGGGACCUGCCACUACCGGUUCUGCUGCGAGCACCAGAGGAGCCGGCUGGACCAGGAGUCCUGCAACAACUACAUCUCCCCUGUCUGGGCCGAGCCGCAGGACGCCGUCACCCCCAGCCCCGGCAACAAGCCCGACCCGGACUUCGAGACGCUGCAACAGCAGAACAGCAGUACGGCCUACGUCAUCGGAGGCGUGAUCUCCUUCACGCUGGUGUUGGCUGUGGGCGUCAGGAUCGCCUUCAGCAAGAUGGCGCGUCGCCCCCGGAACAGAGACAUCAACAUGCCCAGAUCGCUGGUGGACAUCUUGCGCCACCAGUCCAGCCCGGUGCAGCCGGGCGAGAGGAACAACGCGGCGCUGCUGACGGCCACCGCGGCGGACGGCCGGACGGCCAAAGGCCUCUACACGCCCGUCCUGCAGAGCAAAGACAACCGCAAGCGAGGCGCCCGUUUGAACAACUCCUCCCAGCUCUCCUCCGGGUCCGCCCUUCUCUCCGGGAGCGGUAAAGGCGGCGGCGGCGGCGGCGGCGUGAGACACGACGGCCACCCGUCCUUCUCCCACUCCUUCCACAACCUCGCCCAGCUGCCGCCGUCCUACGAGACGGCCAUGAAGCCCGAGAUCAACCGCUACAGCUCGCUGAAGAGGCUGGAGAAAGAACUGGAUGAGUACUCUAACUACUACGGGUCCAAGCGGCGCUCCCACAACGCUCCUCCCUCCUUCCACUCGUCUCAGCACCACCUGCCGUGGGGGGGUGACUACACCCUGGGCUCGUCCCGGGGCACGCUGCCCCUUCACGGCUCCAGGCCCCGCCUCCACAUGCCGGCCUCCACCCCCAACCCGUACCCGCUGCCGGCGCAGACGCAGUACGCCGCCUCUGGCUUCGCCCCCUUUGACAGGCCGCCGCGCCGCGUGCGCUCCCAGGACCAGCUGCUCGGGGAGGGCGGCACGCUGACCCGGCUGUCCAAGAACCAGCAGCACCAAUACUACAAGGCCAUGAUGGGCCCCGGCAGGGGGUCCAACCCACAGGCGCUCCGCAGGUCCCACGAGAGGCUCCUGGUCUCCCCGGACCGCCUGGAGGACCGGCUGAUGAUGGGCCUGAUGGGAGGUGGAGGAAGUGGAGGAGGAGGUGGAGCAGGUGACCGCGGAGACAGAAUGAUGGUGCCCACCAUGGGCCGGCUCAGCCACCACCAGAAGGCCCAGUCGCAGCAGAACAUCUGCGUCACGCCGUCGAUGGACCGCCACCACAUGAUCAAGAUGAACUCCCACCCCACGCCGGGCCACGACUACGACCACGGCACCAUGUCCGGCGGGGGCAUGCACGCCGGCUGGGACCCCCAUGGCGGCGGCGGAGGUCACCCCAACGCCAGACGGAUGGCUUUCGCCAGCAAGAGGCAGAACACCAUUGAACAGCUGCACUUCAUCCCCGGGGGCGGGGGGGUGCAGGAACUGCGGACUGGGAGUAAGAACGAGGUCACGGUGUGAGGAAGAGGAAGAGGCUGUCGAGCAGCUGAAGAGGCAUUUAGAGGGAAGAUGAGUAAGAGGAGGAGAAAAAAAAGAGGUUUUGAACUGCGGCAGCUUCGCUGGGCUUAAGCCCCGCCCCCUUUUCAUAAACACAGUGGAAGACGAGGUCGACGGAUUUCCUCCGCGUCACUCGAGCGUCGACAAAGAGAAUAUUCAGCCAUUCUUUUGAAAAAGGGAAGACAGAAAUGUCCGCUUUAAAAAAAUAUGUAAAAUAAAUUAUGAUAAUAAUAAUGUUAACAUCGGCUCUAAUGGCCGCCGUGACUUUUAUGGAAGGGGAUGCACCGCCGGGAAAAAACGUGCGUCCUCGAGUUUUAUUGCACCGAUGACGAAGAGCGCGGCUCGUCUUUGUAUUUAUGGAAGAAAAAAAGGAUUUAAAAAAACCCAAACAAGCUUUUGUAUGAAACUAACCUGAUGAUGAUGAUGAUGAUGACGACGACGAUGACGAUGGCGUGAACAUUUCUGAGCCCUGUAAGUCGCUGUGUAUACUUGGUUUUCAAAACGUAUUUACCCUUCGGCCAGUCGGUGACUCGGCUUCUUUCUCUGAGCCGUGAUUGGUCGAUCUCACGAAACUAGAAACUAAACAUUCUCUGCAAAAUUUAAACUCACUCGCCUUUUUUUUAACGGCUCAUUUUUACUUAUAAAUAAUAAAAAACCUCCAUGAGCUGCAGCGGUGAAGGCUCCGUCACACCGGCGUCUACACGGCAACACUUCUGCGGGCGAAGUCGGUUCUUUUUUUUACGAUGAAAUUAGCCGCAAAAAAAAUGAUCGCGCGAAUCGUUUGAAGUCGUCGAAACUUUAUUUAAUUUAUUCCUGCAGCAAAACAAAACCGUCACAUCCUUUUCAUCUCGACGUCUGGCGAGGGUUUCAACCUAGAUUUCAGCAGAAAAAAAAAAGUCUAAAUUUGAGCUCCGGACUUUCUUUUUAUGUCACUUUGCUGCUUCCUGGAGUGACCGGGCCCUUUCAAAAUAAAAGCCUCUCCGCAA
Messenger RNA from Pseudoliparis swirei, 5108 nucleotides. It is a transcript of the gene shisa7b, whose product is annotated as shisa family member 7. Gene Ontology annotation, biological process: regulation of AMPA receptor activity; regulation of short-term neuronal synaptic plasticity. The record is from RefSeq and is a predicted model, not a curated record. The transcript has 9 exons. NCBI's taxonomy places the organism in Eukaryota, Metazoa, Chordata, Actinopteri, Perciformes, Liparidae. The coding region runs from base 2185 to 4086 and encodes 633 amino acids. Gene Ontology annotation, cellular component: postsynaptic membrane; AMPA glutamate receptor complex; dendritic spine membrane.